Molecule: messenger RNA, 3140 nt
Organism: Austrofundulus limnaeus
Lineage: Eukaryota; Metazoa; Chordata; Actinopteri; Cyprinodontiformes; Rivulidae
Product: extracellular matrix protein FRAS1
Biological process (GO): anatomical structure morphogenesis; cell communication
Cellular component (GO): membrane
Source: RefSeq, a predicted model, not a curated record
CAUCCAUAUCUCAGUGCAGAUUCCCCAUCAGGACGGCAUGCUCCCUCUGGUGUCCACCAUGCCGCUGCACAACCUGCACUUCCUGCUGUCGGAGUCCAUCUACCGGCAGCAGCACGUCUGCUCCAACCUGGUCACCAUCAAAGAGCUGCAGGGCCUGUCCGACUCCGGCUUCCUGGACGACGUCUCUUAUGACAGCAUCUCACUCGGGCCGGGUUACGACCGGCCCUACCAGUUCAACCCCAACGUCCGCGAGGCUAAAACCAUCCAGUUCUACAAACACCUGAACCUGAAGAGCUGCAUCUGGACCUUCGACGCCUUCUACGACAUGACUGAGCUCAUCGACGUCUGCGGCGGCUCCGUCACCGCGGACUUUCAGGUCCGGGACUCGGCUCAGUCCUUCCUGACGGUGCAGGUCCCGCUCUACGUGUCCUACAUCUACGUGACGGCGCCGAGAGGCUGGGCGUCUCUGGAGCAUCACACCGAGAUGGAGUUCUCCUUCUUCUAUGACACGGUUCUCUGGAGGACGGGCAUCCAGACGGACAGCGUCCUCUCCGCCCGGCUGCAGAUCAUCAGGAUCUUCAUCAGAGAGGACGGGCGGCUGGUGAUCGAGUUUAAGACUCACGCCAAGUUCCGAGGUCAGUUCGUCCUGGAGCACCACACCCUGCCGGGUCACAAGUCCCGUCUGACGGCGCCGGACCACCUGGGAGGCGUGGACUUUGACGUGCAGCUGCUGUGGAGCGCUCAGACCUUCGACUCGCCGUAUCAGCUGUGGAGGGCCACCAGCUCCUACAGCAGGAAGGACUACUCCGGAGAGUACACGGUCUUCUUGAUCCCCUGCACGGUGCAGCCCACCCAGCCCUGGAUCGACCCGGGGGACAAACCUCUGUCCUGCACCGCUCACGCUCCAGAGAGGUUUCUGGUCCCGAUCGCCUUCCAGCAGACCAACAGACCCGUCCCUGUCGUCUACUCCCUGAACACCGAGUUCCAGCUGUGCAACAAUGAGAAGGUCUUCCUGUUGGACCCGGCCUCCGCCCACAUCUCCAUGGCCGAGAUGGACUACAAGGGAGCGUUCUCCAUGGGUCAGACCCUGUACGGCAGGGUUCUCUGGAACCCGGAGCAGAACCUGAACGCGGCCUACAAGCUGCAGCUGGAGAAGGUCUACCUGUGCACCGGCAGGGACGGCUACGUGCCAUUCUUCGACCCCACGGGGACCCUGUACAACGAGGGUCCGCAGUACGGCUGCAUCCAACCCAACAAACAGCUGAAGCACCGCUUCCUGCUGCUGGAUCGUAAACAGCCGGAUGUUUGCGACAGGUUUUUCCAUGACGUUCCCUUCGAGGCGGAUUUUGCGUCGGACGUGCCGGAGCUGCAGUCCAUGGCGUCCAUGCCGGGCGUGGACGGCUUCACGAUGAAGGUGGACGCCCUCUACAAGGUGGAGGCGGGGCAUCAGUGGUACCUGCAGGUGAUCUACGUGAUCAGCCCGGAGUCGCGCUCCGGCCCCAGGCUCCAGCGCUCGCUGACGACUCGGCUGACCCGCCCCAAACGUGACCUGGUGGACCGCGGCGGGCGCCUGGCGCUGGACGAGUCGCUGGUCUACGACAACGAGGGCGACCAGGUGAAGAACGGCACCAACAUGAAGCCGCUGAGCCUGGAGGUCGGCCCCUCCCCCACCUUCAACGCCCACGUGGGCAGCUCGGUGGGCGGGGGCUUGGCCGCCCUGGCCCUGCUGGUCCUGGUCCUGCUGGCGUCCUGCUUCCUGUUCCGCCGCUGCCGGCUGACGGCCUCCAAGGAGAAGGGCUUCCCGAAGCCCUGCGAGGAGUACCCCCUGAACACCAAGGUGGAGGUGUGCCUGGACAGGUGUGUGGAGAAGAACUUCAGCAGCAAGCCCUGCACCGUCAGGAACGUCAACAUCAACCGCAACCAGGAGCCCCGCGCCAAGGUCAAGCAGGUCAACCUGGAGGUGAAGCUCCACAACAACCUCAGCGACGGCACCGAGGUCUGAGACCGGGUCUGACCCGGCACGGACUAAAAUAAACGUGUUUGUACUUCACGGAACCAGAUAUUUGUAUUUUUAUACCACUUUGGACAAAGGGAAGAGUUCAGGCGACCGGGCUACCUCAGGAAUCCACAAACUGCUCGGCUGAGCCAAACAGCCGAAACAGCCGGGCUUCCAAACAUCUUUAAGCUUCUACUUGAUGCUCGUUUCAGCUGAUUUGUAGCUCAAGACACUGUUUUUUUUCUCCUGCUAUUUUGCUGCUUUAAGUGUCGUCACUGUAUCGCUCCGUUAUCCAGAAACAACUCUGAGUUGGUUCAUCCUGAGUAUAGGGAAACCCUGAGUUUGUCACCUUGGGAACCAAACACCUGGAUAUACUUCAGUCAGAAUCUCCGUCCAGUAAAGUUUAACUCUUGAAACAGCCCAACUCUGUGUUUUCAUCUCGAUGAUGACUUUGUGUUGCUCUUUACUCAGGGUUAAGGUACUCUGAGUUAUUUAACAUUAAUGUAGCCUUUUUUUUUGGAACCCCCCUCCUGCUGGAGGUGAUUUAAUUCCAGGUUUGUGGAUUUAACUCCGGGUUUGUGGAUUUAACUCCAGGUUUGUGGUUGAACUCCAGGUUUGUCAACCCCAGGUUUGUGGAUUUAACUCCAGGUUUGUGGUUGAACUCCAGGUUUGUGGUUGAACUCCYGGUUUGUCAACCCCAGGUUUGUGGAUUUAACUCCGGGUUUGUGGAUUUAACUCCAGGUGGAUUUAACUCCUGGUUUGUGGAUUUAACUCCAGGUUUGUGGUUGAACUCCGGGUUUGUGGUUGAACUCCGGGUUUGUGGUUGAACUCCGGGUUUGUGGUUGAACUCCGGGUUUGUCGACCCCAGGUUUGUGAAUUUAACUCCAGGUUUGUGGAUUUAACUCAGAGUUUGUGAAUUUAACUCCAGGUUUGUGGAUUUAACUCCAAGUUUGUGGAUUUAACUCCAGGUUUGUGGUUGAACUCCGGGUUUUUCGACCCCAGGUUUGUGAAUUUAACUCCAGGUUUGUGGAUUUAACUCAAAGUUUGUGGAUUUAACUCAAAGUUUGUGGAUUUAACUCCAAGUUUGUGGAUUUAACUCCAAGUUUGUGGAUUUAACUCCAGGUUUGUGGUUGAACUCCGGGUU